Molecule: messenger RNA, 1630 nt
Organism: Neomonachus schauinslandi (Hawaiian monk seal)
Lineage: Eukaryota; Metazoa; Chordata; Mammalia; Carnivora; Phocidae
Gene: PA2G4
Product: proliferation-associated 2G4
Exons: 13
Coding region: 182-1366 (394 amino acids)
Source: RefSeq, a predicted model, not a curated record
CGCCUCAGCCCGCGCGCUCGAGCUUCUCGCUCUCGCUCGCCCGCCCGCUCCCUUGCUAGCUCGCGCUUUCGCUCGCGCUCUCCUCGCGGAUCGAAGGGGCUCUAGCCACAGCCUGCGGCUGGGAAGGGAGACGGAGGCGGCGGCUCAGGGGGAACGAGGCUGCAGUGGUGGUGGUGGGAAGAUGUCGGGCGAGGACGAGCAGCAGGAGCAAACUAUCGCCGAGGACCUGGUCGUGACCAAGUAUAAGAUGGGGGGCGACAUCGCCAACCGGGUACUUCGGUCUUUGGUGGAAGCAUCCUGCUCAGGUGUGUCGGUACUGAGCCUGUGUGAGAAAGGUGAUGCCAUGAUUAUGGAAGAGACAGGGAAAAUUUUCAAGAAAGAAAAAGAAAUGAAGAAAGGUAUUGCCUUUCCCACCAGCAUUUCAGUAAAUAAUUGUGUAUGUCACUUCUCCCCUUUGAAGAGCGACCAGGACUAUAUUCUCAAGGAAGGUGACUUGGUAAAAAUUGACCUUGGGGUCCAUGUGGAUGGCUUCAUCGCUAAUGUGGCUCACACUUUCGUGGUUGAUGUAGCUCAGGGGACCCAAGUAACAGGGCGGAAAGCAGAUGUCAUUAAAGCAGCUCACCUUUGUGCUGAAGCUGCCCUACGCCUGGUCAAACCUGGAAACCAGAACACACAAGUGACAGAAGCCUGGAACAAAGUUGCCCACUCGUUUAAUUGCACACCAAUAGAAGGUAUGUUGUCACAUCAGUUGAAGCAGCAUGUCAUCGAUGGAGAGAAAACCAUUAUCCAGAAUCCCACAGACCAGCAGAAGAAGGACCAUGAAAAAGCUGAAUUUGAGGUACAUGAAGUAUAUGCUGUGGAUGUUCUUGUCAGCUCAGGAGAGGGCAAGGCCAAGGAUGCAGGGCAAAGAACCACCAUUUACAAACGAGACCCUUCUAAACAGUAUGGCCUGAAAAUGAAAACUUCGCGUGCCUUCUUCAGUGAGGUUGAAAGGCGUUUUGAUGCCAUGCCAUUUACUUUAAGAGCAUUUGAAGAUGAGAAGAAGGCCCGGAUGGGUGUGGUGGAGUGCGCCAAACAUGAACUGCUGCAGCCAUUUAAUGUUCUCUAUGAGAAGGAGGGUGAAUUUGUUGCCCAGUUUAAAUUUACAGUCCUCCUCAUGCCCAAUGGCCCCAUGCGGAUAACCAGUGGUCCCUUUGAACCUGACCUCUACAAGUCUGAGAUGGAGGUCCAGGAUGCAGAGCUAAAGGCCCUCCUCCAGAGUUCGGCAAGUCGGAAAACCCAGAAAAAGAAAAAAAAGAAGGCCUCCAAGACUGCAGAGAAUGCCACCAGUGGGGAAACAUUAGAAGAGAAUGAAGCUGGGGACUGAGGUGGGUCCCAUCUCCCCAGCUUGCUGCUCCUGCCUCAUCCCCCUCCCACCACGCCCCAGGCUCUGUGAAGUGCAGUUCGUCUUCUCCACCCAGGACCGCCAACAGAGCAGGGUCUCCCUGCCCCCAUCCCUGUCCCCACCCAACCCCUUCCAACAACAACCAGCUCCAACUGACUCUGGUCUUGGGAGGCCAGGCUUCCCAGCCACCGAAGACUACUUUAAAUAGAAAAGAGAAAUUGAAUAAUAAAAUCAGGAGUCAAAAUU